GCUCCCCGGGGGAAGCGGGACARCCUUCCCCCGCACAUCUGCUCGCUGGCGCACAGAGCCUACCGCAACCUGCUGAUGCAGCGGCGGGACCAGGCCAUCGUCCCCCUGGGGCACAGCGGGGCCGGCCGGACCCGGUGCUGCCAGGGCGCUCUCGAGUACCUGGUGGGCACGGCGGGCAGCCUGGAUGGCAGGGUGUCAGUGGAGAAGAUCCAGGCGAUGUUCACAAUCCUGGGAGCCUUCGGCUCGGUGAGCACCGGCCGCAGCAGCAGCUCCACGCGCUUCUCCAUGGUGCUGUCGCUGGAUUUCAGCGCCACCGGCCAGGUCACUGCUGCUCACCUGCAGACCCUGCUGCUGGAGAGGGCCCGUGUGGCCCARCAGCCCGAUGGAGAGAGCAGCUUCAACAUCUUCCCACUGCUGCUGGCGGGGCUGGACAUGGCAGAGAGGACGAUGCUGCACCUGCACCAGGUGGCUGAGAGCAAUUCCUUUGGGAUCAAACCCUUCACAAAGCCCGAGGAYAAGCAGAGAGCCUCGGUGGCUUUCUCCCAGCUCCGGGCUGCCAUGGGCACGCUGGGCAUCACCGCGGAGGAGCAGGCGGCCGUGUGGCGAGUCCUGGCUGCAAUCUACCACCUGGGAGCUGCUGGAGCCUGCAAAGUGGGCAGGAAGCAAUUCCUGCGKUUCGAGAGCGCCAGCCGCGCCGCAGAGGUGCUGGGAUGCGAUGUGGAGGAGCUCGGCAGCGCCGUCUUCAARCACCACCUGAGGCACAUCCUGGCGCAGGUGACAGCGAGGGGACAGCCCCCGGCAGAGGAGAGCCCGCCAGGGCCGAAGAUGACGGGAGCAGAGUGCGUGGAAGGAAUGGCCUCGGGGCUCUACGAGGAGCUCUUCGCCGCCGUGGUCUCGCUCAUCAACAGGUCCUUCUCCUCACAGCACCUCUCGGUGGCCUCCAUUGCCGUGGUGGACACCCCUGGCUUCCAGAGCCCGCGGCAGCAGCGCGGCGAGCGAGCRGCCACCUUCGAGGAGCUGUGCCACAACUACGUCCAGGAGAGGCUGCAGGGGCUCUUCUACGAGAAAACCUUCCUGUGCGARAUGGAGAGGUACCGAGAGGAAAAUGUUGAGGUGUCUUUUGAUCUUCCAGAGCGCUCCCCUCUGGCCGCGCUGUCCAUCAUCGACCUGAGCUGCUCCCAGCCCCAGGUGCUCCCGGGCAGCCCUGGGGCCGCUUGCCGGGGUUUGCUGUGGAUCCUGGACGAGGAGGUGCUGAUCCCAGGCUCCGGCGAUGGCACCGCCUUCGAGCGCCUCUGCUCUUACUUCGCCACCAAGGGACCCGACCAGGAGGGUGACGGGCACCUGCGCAGGUGUGAGCAGACGCUGCACUUUGAGAUCUGCCACCGGCUGGGCACGGCCCCCGUGCGCUACGACCUCACGGGCUGGGUCAGCAAGGCCAAGUUCAACCUGUCGGCCCAAAAUGCCAUCCAGGUGCUGCAGAACUCCACGGUAGCUGCGGUCCGGGAGCUGGUGCAGCCGCGGGCUCGGGCUCCGCUGCCCUGCCGAGCCCUGGCCGGGCUGGACGGGCGCUCCCAGGCAGCCCUGCACCGCAACGCCUGCCUCCGGAAAACCUUCGCCAGCAGCUUCGCCGCCGUGAGGAAGAGAUCGGUGUGCGCCCAGGUCAAGCUGCAGGCGGACGCCCUCACCAACCUCCUCCGCCGGUCGCAGCUGCACUUUGUCCACUGCGUCCUGCCAGGACUGGGCUGGGAAGGGCCGGUCCCUGGGUCCCCAGCACCACUGGACACAGCCCCUCAGCUGGACGUGGUGGCCCUGCGGACACAGCUGGAGGGGACCCAGCUCCUGGAUGCCCUGCGCCUGCACCGUGCCAUCGAGGAGCUGUUCCAGGCGCUGGAUCUGGAGAAGAAGAGUGUUGCUGUGGGGCGCACACAGGUGUUCCUGAAGCCGGGGGUCCUYUCCAGGCUGGAGAAGCAGCGGGACAAGCUGAUAGCCCAGAAGAUGACUCUGCUSCAGGCUGCCUGCAAGGGCUUCCUCAGCCGACAGAAGUUCAAGAGGUUGAAGAUCCAGCGCCUCGCUGUCCGCUGCAUCCAGAAGAACCUGGUGGUGUUCCAGGCGGUCAGACACUGGCCCUGGUGGCAGCUGCUGGGCCACGUGCGGCCCCUGCUCAGCGUGAACCUUGCCGAGGAGCAGCUUCGUGCUAAGGAGGAGGAGCUGGCGGCGCUGAGAAGGAAGCUGGAAAAAUCCGAGCAGGCAUGCAGCGAGCUCAAGCAGACUACAGAGAGCCUGGAGAGCAAGAUCAUUGACCUGACCACGGAGCUGUCRGACGAGCGCUACAAGGGCGAUGUCACCUGCCAGGCGCUGGAUGGGGAGCGGGCGGAGCGGCUGCGGGGCACCCGCGAGCUGCAGGAGCUGCAGAGCAAACACGACCAAGUGCAGAAGAAGCUGGAGUCGGUGGAAAAGCAGCUGGAAGAGGCCCAGCAGCUGGUGCAGCUGCGRGAGAUGAAGAUAAGCGGCUCUGGAGGAGAGGACGAGUGGCAGGUGCGGUUUGACUGUGCCCAGACCGAGAUCGUUUUCCUGCGGAAGCGGCUGGCGCAGCUGGAGGAGCGGCUGGAGGCAGAGCUGGGCACCAGGACGGGGCUGGAGCAAAAGCUGGCAGAGGCACAGACGGCGUGCCAGGCGGCGCGGGACGGGGCACAGCGGCUGCGGCGGCGCUGCCAACGCUUGGCCUGCGAGCUGGAGGAUGCCCGGGGGCUGGCUGAGAACCAGCAGAGCCGCAGCCACGAGCUGGAGAAGAGGCAGAAGAAGUUUGACCUGCAGUUAGCCCAGGCCCUGGGGCAGUCAGCCUUUGAGAAGAGCCUCCGUGAGAAGCUGUCCCAGGAGAACACGAGCAUCCGCUGGGAGAUGGGCAAAGUCCAGCAGAGCCUGGAGCACAAGGAGGCCGAGGUGGCCCGGCUGGAGCAGCAGGUGGCCGUGCUGGCCGGCCGAGUGCAGGAGCUCAGCAGCCCYGGGGCCACGGACACGGUGCCCGCGCUCAAGAAGCAGCUCUGGGAGCUGGAGGGCAGCGCUGCCGAGCAGAGGAAGGAGCUGGAGCGGCAAACUGCCGCCGUGGAUCACCUGGAGCAGGUCCACGAGAGGCUGGAGCUGGAGAUUGAGAGGAUGAAGCAGAUCCACCAGAAGGAGCUGGAGGACAAGGAUGAGGAGCUGGAGGAUGUGCAGAAGUCCUGCCAGAAGAGGCUCCGGCAGCUGGAGAUGCAGCUGGAACAGGAGCACGAGCAGAAGCAGAUGGUGCUGCACGAGAAGCAGGACCUGGAAGGGCUCAUUGGCACCUUGUGUGAGCAGAUCGGCCACCGCGACUUCGACGUGGAGAAGCGGCUGCGGCGCGAUUUGCGGCGGACCCGCGCCCUCCUGGCCGAUGUGCAGCUGCUCCUGGCGGCCCCAGCAGAGCCCGGAGGCAGCGCCCAGGAGCUGGAGAACCUGCGCAAACAGUUGGAAGAGAGCGAAGCCAAGUGUGCAGAGGCCCAGCAAUCCCAGCAGACAGCGGCCCUGGAGCUGGAGAACCUGCACACAGAACUGGAGACCCUCAGCAGGAACAAGAACCUGGUGGACGGGCAGCUGUUCCAGCUGCAGCAUGAGAGGGCCGACCUGCUGAAACGCAUCGAUGAGGACCAGGAAGACCUGAACGAGCUCAUGGAAAAGCACAAGGCUCUGAUCGCUCAGUCGGCCACGGACAUCGCUCAGAUCCGGGAGCUGCAGACGCAGGUGGAGGAUGUGAAGAAAGAAAAGCAGAGCCUGCAGGAGAAGCUGCAGGCAGCACAGUCCAGGGUGGCCCAGCUGGAGCAGUGCCCGGCCGAGCGCUCCAUCGUCAGCCGGCAGGAAGCGCGGAUCCGCGACCUGGAGAGCCAGCUGGACUUCCAGGCCGUGCAGAUGAAGCGAUUCGAGGAGCAGCAGCUGGCAGAGCUGGCAGAGGUGAGGCAGGCGCUGCAGGCUGACCUGGGCACCUCCAUCCGCCGCAUCGCAGAYCUGCAGGUGGCCCUGGAGGGGCUGCGUGACAGCGACGACAGCGACGCUGAGAGCGUGCGGACGGCGCGGGAGUCGCUGUGCUCCAGGAGAGACACGGAUGCCUGCUCCAGCCUGGGCUCUGUGCUCAGCCUGGAGCCCGCGGAGAGUGUCAAAUCCUGGCCGAGCUCCUCCACGGGCUGGACAUCCCUGGCGAGCGCCAGCGUGGCCGGGAGCAUUUCAGCACCGUCCGUGGGCACCCGCAGCACCCAGAGCCUGAGGGUGAGCAGAGACACCAAGGACUCCGCUCUGAGCCGACCGCUGUCCUCCCGGAGCUCUGCCACWCCCGGCGAGGCUGUGGAUCCGGGGAGAACGACGAGCCCGCUGCUGGCGGCUAGAAGACGGGAUUAUGGAAAACCUCCGGCMGAAGAAGAGGAGCUGGAGAGCCCAAAAAAGCCGGUGGAUAGGAUCGGAGAGACGUCCCCAUCGGCACCGCGGCCGGGCGGCUCCCCAGCUCCGGACGGGCGGUUCCCCAGCGCGAUAUCUCCGCCGGUGCCCGGCAGGAGAAGGCUCUCGGUGGCCCCGGGGCCGGUGCCCAGCUCGGCCGCUCUCUCCGAGUACGUGGAGGAGCUGCGGAGGCAGCGGGGAGCGGAGCAGGAGCCGGGGCUGCCGGCGCUGGGGGACCCCGCUCCGCUCCCCAUUUACCGCACCACCAGCGCCGCGGCUCUGCGGCGCUGCCGGGCUGUGCCGGCGGCCGAGGAGCCCCCGGGGAGGCUGCAGGGGGAUCAGGCAGGGGAAGGAGAAGGAGCUGGUGCCAGCCUCACAUGCUCCUCCAGCCUGCGGAGCAUGGCCUCGGAGCCGGCCGAGCGCCCGCGUUCCCCGGCGCUGAAAAGAGCAUCGAAAUUCGGCUCCUACGACUCCCUCCUGCCGGCCCUCGACGGCUCUCGAUGGCCGAGCUCACCUGCUGCCGGCACGGAGGGGCUGGGGGUGCCCCGGCUGAGCUGGAGGAGCUGCCUGGAGCCGUCGCUGGAGGAUGUGGAGCUGGGCAAAGAGCCGGAGGGAUUGCUGAGCUCCCUGUCCGGAGAGGGGAAGGGCAGUGACCCCUUCAGCUGGAGAAUACCCACCCUCAACUACGAGAGGAAAGCCAAGGUCGACUUCGACGAUUUCCUGCCGGCCAUCCGCAAGUCCCGCUCCACCAGCAGCCUGGCCAGAGCCCGCAGGGACAGACGCGACGGCCACCGGCCCCUCACCGUGCGCUUCGAGGAUGAGGCCAUGGCGGGCACUCUGGAGUCCUCUGAGACCAAGGGCACAGCCAAAAGCAGCCCGGCACCUCGGGGAGAGCCCGGGGACCUCUCUGACUCCUCCUCAUCGUCCGGCUCUCACCUCUCAUCCCGGAGCGCCGACAGCAUCAAGCGCCGGCCGCAGACCCCGAGAGGGGACGGGGAAGGUUCCAGCGGCAGAGGCAGCGCCCCGGGCAGUGGGAUGAGCCGGCGAGCCGAGGCCGAAGGMAAGGAGGAUGAUGUCAGCAGCAUCAUGAAGAAAUACCUGGGCAAAGAUUAA
Messenger RNA from Malurus melanocephalus (red-backed fairy wren), 5553 nucleotides. RefSeq names its product myosin XVIIIB (gene MYO18B). Gene Ontology annotation, molecular function: protein binding; cytoskeletal motor activity; ATP binding. The transcript is spliced from 34 exons. Lineage: Eukaryota; Metazoa; Chordata; Aves; Passeriformes; Maluridae. Gene Ontology annotation, cellular component: myosin complex. The record is from RefSeq and is a predicted model, not a curated record. The annotation marks the transcript as partial.